AUGUCGUUCUGCAGCUUCUUCGGGGGCGAGGUUUUCCAGAACCACUUUGAGCCUGGCAUCUACGUGUGUGCCCAAUGUGGCUAUGAGCUGUUUUCCAGCCGCUCAAAGUACGCACACUCAUCCCCGUGGCCGGCCUUCACCGAGACCAUCCAUGCUGACAGUGUGGCCAAGCGUCCAGAGCACAGUCAGCCUGGAGCCUUAAAGGUGUCCUGUGGCAGGUGUGGCAAUGGGCUGGGCCAUGAGUUCCUGAACGAUGGUCCCAAGCGUGGACAGUCCCGCUUCUGAAUAUUCAGCAGCUCACUGAAGUUCAUCCCUAAAGGCAAAGAAACUUCUGCCUCCCAGGGACAGUAG
This is a messenger RNA of Lipotes vexillifer (Yangtze River dolphin), 351 nucleotides long. RefSeq names its product methionine sulfoxide reductase B1 (gene MSRB1). Gene Ontology annotation, biological process: protein repair. Lineage: Eukaryota; Metazoa; Chordata; Mammalia; Artiodactyla; Lipotidae. The record is from RefSeq and is a predicted model, not a curated record. Gene Ontology annotation, cellular component: nucleus. The transcript has 4 exons. Gene Ontology annotation, molecular function: peptide-methionine (R)-S-oxide reductase activity.